This is a messenger RNA of Myotis daubentonii (Daubenton's bat), 7697 nucleotides long. Its product is annotated as KIAA1549 like. Lineage: Eukaryota; Metazoa; Chordata; Mammalia; Chiroptera; Vespertilionidae. The record is from RefSeq and is a predicted model, not a curated record.
GUGCUUUCUUUGUCAAUGAAGCGCCGCUCUGAGCUGCAGUAGCGCCGUCCGCCCGGGAGCCGGAGCCCAACCCGAGCCUGCACGAGCCAGAGGGCGAGGAGAGCGGGGCGCAGAGGCCGGCGCGGGCGGUGGGAAGGAGGGUCCCUCGUGCGCCCCGCGGCCGCCAGCCCCCGCUCUUGGAAGCCUCGCCCCCUCAGCCAGUAGGAGCUGCCGGGGAGGGGGGCCCCCGGGCGGCGUCCGUCCCAUCCUCCGGCCCCGCGCGGCGACCGCACCGUGGGAACCCCGGCGCGCUCCCACCGCGGCUCCAUGCGGCCCCGGCCCCGGCGCGGGUGAAGCCGCCUCCCGGAGCCCGCCCCGGCGCGGCAGGACGAGCGAGCAAGUGGCGCCGCCCGGCGCUCCCGCCCCCCGGCGCCCGGGCCAUGGCCGGAGAUGCCCGGUGAGGACCAGGGCGCCGAAGGCUGGGCUCCCGGGCGCGGUGCGGAGCGAGGCGGCGGCCUGGAUGUGUGAAGCGUCCCCAUGGCUCGGCAGGAGGCGAAGCCCCAGGACCCAAGGGAAGCUGGGCCGGCGGCGAGGAAGCGCAGGGGCCGGCCCGGGGCGCGCGGGCUCGGUGCGGCCGGCGCGGGAGUCGCGUGCUGCCCGGGCGUGAGAGGCUCCGGGCGCGCGCGGGGUGCCCGGACCGCCGGGUCCCUGGACGCGCCGCCGCCGCUGCUGCUGGGACUCCUGCUGCUGGCGGCCCUGCCCGCGCACGGCCGGGCGCACCCGGGAACAGACAACCUACAGACAACUGUCACCCCAAACCCGGAGUUGUUUCCUCCCGGGAAAUUGCCCCCGAUUUCACCAACAUGGCCUUUCUCCGAAGUCCAGUCUUCCUCCGCAGUGGAUAGAAUCAAGGAUGUGCUGGGCCCCACCCCUGACAACACCAGCGUGCUGCCGUUCACCCGAACACCUCCUCCCAAGACACACCGCAGGCCUCGGGCUCACGGGGACCUCUCCGCUUCCCCUCACCAAGGGAGCGGAUAUAGCGCCUCCCUCGAGCCUUCCAAGGAUUCCACCGGGUCGCCGGUCCAGCCAAGACCGCCAGGGGGAAGAGAAGCAGCCGGUGUGUCAGUGAACUUCGCAGUGGCGUCCCAGGCAGAGCCAACAGCAGCUGUAGCAGCAUCCACGUUGCUCCCGAGGAAAUCAAGUCCGGCGGCGCUGUCUGCAGCCCUGGUCGCUAAGGGCCCUGGCAGCAGCCCUUCGGCCGUGGCCUCUGGGUUAGUCAAGAGCAGUUUGACCACUGCUCUAGCUAGACAUGUCACAAACAACACGGCAUCGGGCCCGAAGGCGACACCAGGGGCAGGCCACCCAGCCUCCUCGUUCACGCCAACCUACAUGUUUGCAAAAUCAGCACACACCACGAGCACUCACACAGCCAUGCAAGGGAACACGGGCACCGCCUCCGGCCUGUUGUCCACAACACACCUCCCCAGGAAGCCACAAGCCAUGCACACGAACCUCCCAAACCCCACCCACCCAGACCUGCCCAGGGCGUCCACCACACGCUCGCUGACAAUCACGGCAGCCUUGACGUCCGUCACCGCACCAGUAAGGGCCACGCGGUUGCCGCCUCUGCUGGCAGAAAACCCAAAUGCCGCUCUUCCCGCUGUGUCGACGGCUGUGGUCACAACUGGCAAAAUGGCGUCCAGCCUGGAGUGUCAGAUGUCCAGUAAACUCCUGGUGAAGACAGUUCUCUUUCUGACGCAGAGGAGAGCGCAGAUCAGUGAAACCUUGAAGCUCAGUAUAGCCAAAGGGCUCACGCAGGCAUUGCGCAAGGCUUUCCACCAGAAUGACGUCUCGGCUCACGUGGACAUUCUGGAACAUUCUCAUAACGUCACAGUCGGUUAUUACGCUACCAAAGGGAGGCUGGUGUACUUGCCUGCCGUGGUGAUCGAAAUGCUGGGUGUUUAUGGGGUCAGCAACGUGACUGCAGACCUGAAGCAGCAUACCCCAAGCUUGCAGUCCGUGGCGGCUCUCGCCUCCCCGUGGCAUCCCCAGCCUGCAGGCCACUUCCAGCUGAAAACAGUGCUUCAGUUUGUGAGCCAGUCCGACAACAUACAGUCCUGCAGGUUUGCUCAGACGAUGGAGCAGAGGCUACAGAAGGCCUUCCAGGAUGCCGAGAGGAAGGUGCUGAGCACCCAAAGCAACCUGACCACGCAGAUUGUGAGCACGUCCAACGCCUCCCAGACCGUCACCUUGGUGUACGUGGUGGCCAACCGGAGCUCUUUCCUCAAUGGCACCGUCGCCAGCAGCCUCCUCCGCCAGCUCUCGGCUGAGCUGGUGGGGUUCUACCUCACCUACCCGCCGCUCACCAUUGCUGAACCGCUGGAAUAUCCCAACCUUGACAUAUCGGAGACAACCAGAGACUAUUGGGUAAUUACAGUGCUGCAGGGCGUGGACAAUUCGCUGGUGGGUCUGCACAACCAGAGCUUCGCCCGGGUCAUGGAGCAGCGCCUGGCCCAGCUGUUCAUGAUGUCCCAGCAGCAAGGCCGGCGGUUUAAACGGGCCACCACCCUGGGAAGCUACACUGUGCAGAUGGUGAAGAUGCAGCGGGUGCCGGGACCCAAGGACCCAGCGGAGCUGACUUACUACACCCUGUACAACGGAAAGCCUUUGCUGGGGACCGCGGCUGCCAAGAUCCUGAGCACCAUUGACUCCCAAAGGAUGGCCUUGACCUUGCAUCACGUUGUCCUCCUGCAAGCUGACCCCGUGGUGAAGAACCCACCCAACAACCUGUGGAUCAUCGCCGCGGUGCUGGCGCCCAUCGCCGUGGUCACGGUCAUCAUCAUCAUCAUCACUGCCGUGCUCUGCCGGAAGAACAAGAACGACUUCAAGCCAGACGCCGUGAUGAACCUGCCUCAGAGAGCAAAGCCUGUGCAAGGCUUUGAUUAUGCCAAACAGCACCUGGGCCAGCAAGGGGCGGACGAGGAGGUCAUUCCCGUGACGCAGGAGACGGUGGUCCUCCCGCUCCCUGUCAGAGAUGCUCCUGCCUCGCAGGAAAGGGACGUCGCCCAGGACGGAAGCACCAUCAAGACGGCCAAGUCCACCGAAACCAGGAAGAGCAGGUCACCCAGUGAGAAUGGCUCUGUCAUCAGCAACGAAUCCGGGAAGCCCAGCUCAGGGCGGCGCUCGCCCCAGAAUGUACCGGCGGCGCAGCAGAAAGCGACAAAGGAGGAGGCACGGAAGAGAAAUGUGCCCGCAAGUGAUGAAGAGGAAGGCGCAGUUCUGUUUGACAGCUCUGGCAAGGCGGCUGCUGAUCCCUUUGACUCGUCCUCUGGAUCCGUGCAGCUCAUCGCAGUAAAACCCACAGCCCUCCCCGUGGUGCACCCCACCCCGGACCGGAGCCAGGAGGCCGCAGCGCUCAACGGUGAGGUGAACAAAGCCCUAAAGCAGAAGUCAGACAUCGAACACUAUCGGAACAAGCUGCGCCUCAAAGCCAAGAGGAAGGGGUAUUACGAUUUCCCUGCAGUGGAGACAAACAAGGCUCAGACGGAAAGAAAAAAGAUGUAUGAGAAAGCCCAAAAGGAAGUCGAGCACGUGUUGGAUCCAGACCCAGAACUGUGCGCCCCAUUCGCCGAGUCUAAAAGCAGGCAACAGACGAAGAACUCUGUCUACCGAAGCCGGCAGUCUCUGAAUAGCCCAAGUCCGGGGGAAACGGAGAUGGACCUCCUGGUGACACGGGAGCGACCCCGCCGUGGAAUUCGUAACAGCGGAUAUGAUACUGAGCCUGAAAUCAUAGAGGAAACCAACAUUGACAGAGUUAACGAGCCGCGGGGCUACGCCAGGUCGCGGCAGGUGAAGGGCCACUCUGAGACGUCCACGCUGAGCUCCCAGCCCUCCAUCGACGAGGUCCGGCAGCAGAUGCACAUGCUACUGGAAGAGGCCUUCAGCUUAGCGUCCGCGGGCCACGCGGGCCAAAGCCGUCACCCAGAGGCCUAUGGCUCAACACAGCACCUGCCCUACUCAGAGGUGGUGACCAGCGCCCCAGGGACCAUGACGCGGCCCAGAGCUGGGGUGCAGUGGGUGCCGACCUACCGCCCAGAAAUGUACCAGUACAGUCUGCCCCGGCCGGCCUACAGGUUCUCCCAGCUUCCUGAAAUGGUCAUGGGCUCUCCCCCUCCGCCUGUACCUCCGCGGACUGGCCCCGUAGCGGUCGCUUCUCUCAGGCGGUCCACCUCCGACGUUGGCAGCAAGACCAGGAUGGCCGAGUCCACUGGGCCCGAGCCGGCCCAUCUGCACGACAGCGCCUCCUUUACCCAGGUGUCCAGAGGCCCCGUGUCCAUGGCGCAGUUGGAUCAGUCAGCUUUAAAUUACUCAGGCAAUACGGUGCCCGCAGUGUUCGCCAUCCCCGCUGCCAACAGACCGGGCUUCACCGGCUACUUCAUCCCGACGCCCCCCUCGUCCUACAGGAGCCAGGCCUGGAUGUCCUAUGCAGGAGAGAACGAACUCCCGAGCCAGUGGGCCGAUUCGGUCCCUCUCCCAGGGUACAUCGAGGCUUACCCCCGGUCACGUUACCAGCAGAACUCCCCCUCCAGGCUCCCUCGGCAGUACAGCCAGCCGGCCGGCAUGCACCCCAGCUUGGAGCAGGGCCCUGUGCCCUCCACGGCGGCCUCCCAGCAGAGCCUGGCAGAGAACGACCCUCCCGACACUCCCCUGACCAACAUCUCCACGGCGGCCCUGGUGAAGGCCAUCCGGGAAGAGGUGGCCAAGCUGGCCAAGAAGCAGACGGACAUGUUCGAGUUCCAGGUCUAAGGCCUUAGCCCCGGGGGCUUCCAGACGCUGAGGAAACAGUCUUCGGGCUUCUCAAGCCUAAUGCGUUGGGACUUGAGGCAUAGACAGUGGGUGAGACUUCCUCAGCCUUCGUUUCUGAAAAGGUGAACCGUGGGGCUUCUGGGAAACGAGGAAACUCUUGAACGACUGGAUUCUCGGCCUGUUCAACUGAUUGUAUGUCAAGAAGUCCCUGCUUCGGACCGUAUGCUUGCUGUUCUGUUGUAUUUAAACGGCCGGUGUAUUUCCCUGCGGAGCCUUAGUCAGGAGAGACACUAACUAAUCUGCAGAUUCCUGUCCAAUGCCACACUUCAACAAGUCGCCAGAAGGUGGAGGACACAGCUCUAUCUUUGGUGACUCCUGCAUGUUAACUGUUUCUGUGUUAAAGGUAAUGCAGGCGUGUGAUUGCGCACCAGACUGUACUCUCUCUCAUUCAGCCAUGACUGUACUCGUUAAGAUCACCUCCAGUCUGGAAGGGAGGCACUGACUCCAGGCAAGAAACCUGAGUCCUUUUCUUUUAGAGAUUCCUAUUCAAGGUCAGGUGCAUCGGAUGAAAACCAGUGCUGUCAAUGACUGUACCUCUCCCCCACUCCCCAGUAAGCAGAAGCCAAGAAGGAGAGAAGAUGAGAGGGAAUGGUUGGUGUGUGUUGACAGGUUUUUGAAAAGGUGUUGUUAUCUUGGAACCGGAGUAGCCUGUGGCCUGGGAUCCAGCUGAAAGAGCAGCGGUGCUAAGAGCGUUGAGGGCCCUACAAAAGAAAAGCAGUUACUGGUGGAGCUUUUUCUUUGCCCUGCGAUGAAGGUAGCCUGAGAAUGAAGCUUCUUUCUCUCUUGGGAUAAGAGAUACAUCAUUGAUUUUGUGAGAAACAUCUCUGUCUUUUCAACAGUGACAUCCAGCCUGGGCUGCCGAGCGACACAAAAGGAGCUAGUGAUUGAUGCCUGCUAGAAGCAGGAAGCGUGGGUCCAGUCUCCCCAGCCUGCAGCCUCUGUUUAUCGAAGCUUCUGAAUGUAAAAAAUCGGUUGAUUUACGUUUAAAUGUGAAUAACAUUUUAAAAAGUGUUUGGAGGUAGCCAGUCCCCUCCUUCCCCCACCCCCUGUGGUUAAUGGACACUGGAGGACAUUCGCUGAAAUGGCCGGGCUGCUGACCUUGUGAGGGUGAUGUUGCGAAUCACCUGCCCUGCCAGGGCGAGUCGGCCUCCAGAGCUCUGGGUGGGCAGCGCCUCCCAGCCCCGAGUCACCUGCCGCACAGUCAGCGCGAAGCCGAACAGCUGCUGGCCUCACGCAGGUGGCCUCGGGGAGAAAGCGCGGGUCCCCUCACCACACUGAGGGCUCACUUGGCGUCUCUUGGAGAACGAGGGCCUGUCCUACCUUCACCCAACACCCAUCUCGCUUCAGCUGUCUCCAUUCCCCGAGCCCGUCUUUCCGUUCUCCUCACGAGUUUCUUUGGUCUUUACUGAGAGAAGGUGGAAAUUUCAAAGUGAGAGAAGAGUAGGAGUGGAACUGAUUAGAAUGAGAGAUUCGACUGUCAAAGCACAGACUUUUCAAAGAAGCGGUUUUUAUUUCCCAAUGGCCAGUUGCUCUUUCUGGGAUGUUCCGGAGAGGACGUGUUAUGGAAUUCCCAAACAAGCCUCUUGUUCGGAUGAUGUUAGGUAGUCUUUUGGUAUGCUGGUUGAUCUUUCAUAGUGUUAGCUUUUUGUUACUUAAAAAAAAAAAAAAUCAGCUAUAAAUAAAAUGUAUUUUUGUAAUUUCCAUGUGUAUAUAUAUAUGGUAUAUUUCUACCAAUGGCUAGUUGUUGUAAUCCAAAACCUAAAUCAGCUUGGAAAACCCUAUGGACAGUGUAAGAUUUUAUCGACAGAUUAACACAAUGCCUAAGUCUAUCUAAAUUGGUAUUCAAUGCACUUGAAUGAACAAAGAGCCAAAGAAACUCAGCCUUUUCAUGCAAAUGGUAUGAGUCUGAUAGAGUCAGCUACAUUGUCCCGCCUUAUCAAUAAUAUUAAUAUUUUCAUCAGUGCAAUGACAUCAGCCCAGUACUUUGUCUGCUUGGUAAAUGCCUGGAAAUGUUAUAUGUGGAAAUGAAGUUUUAAGACCUUAGUGUAAUUAAAAUAUAUGCACAUGCUUCAGAGACAGUGUCUGAGCUGUAGAUGUGCCAGUAACUUACAGAGAACGAGCCUGCGGCCCCAGCUUGCUAAGAGAUUGAGAAACAAAUCGUUGCAGUCUUUACAGAACCCAUGAAAUACUGAAUUAGUCAACUGAGACAACUAAACAUGCAGCAUGCUUAAUCAACCCCUCCCUUAAACUAGACACCACCGGUUUUAAGAAAGUACAUGGGAGGAAAACCUUAAAUGGAAAAGAGGUCCGUCUGUCCAUGGUUUCCCAUCCGUGGGCUGACAGCCGCCAUUGUUUCACAUCCUGUGACUAAGAUGGGGUCCCUUCUCUGGAGAGCCUUCUGACCUCAUGGAUGGGACACAUACCUGGAAAGCUGGCUCAGAGAAAAGGCAGAUGUUCAGAAGUGCCUCGUGGAAGUUAAAAUAGAGUUCCAUGAGAGCCCAGAGGCUCUGUGGUCCUCGCGACCCUCCAGACGGUUGGAGAAGCCGCAAGACGGUGGUGACCUUGGAGAAGGAAGCAGUGUCCCGAGAAGCAGAGUGACCUGCCCAGGGCUCCAGCCCCAGCCUGCUGAUUCAUGACCCAACUUGCUUCCCAUUUCACCAUGCUGCCCGCAUGCUUGUCUGUGGUUUCUUGAACUAUGCUAGGAGGUGUAAAAAGUAGACAAGGGUCAUCUGAGACAUUCCCUAUGUUCCUGUGAAGGAAAACAGAUGAUGGAAUGUGUAAAGAACUUCAGAUAAAGUGUAAAGAGGACAAUGCCUUUGUAGCAUAAUAAACAUUUUUUUGGAACUCGU